Adineta ricciae is the source of this 1992-nucleotide messenger RNA. The record is from the annotation of a GenBank genome assembly. NCBI's taxonomy places the organism in Eukaryota, Metazoa, Rotifera, Eurotatoria, Adinetida, Adinetidae.
AUGUUACCAUUGGCACUGACGUAUCUAACAAGUCUAGCUGCUCGAAUAUGUACAUUGCAACAUUUCCUCGAAGAUGUUGUUCAAGGACAAGUAGCAUAUUCGUUCGUUGCAAUGGCUGUUCAUCAACUCGGAUCAGAUGAAUGGAAAAAUCGAAGUUUGCUUUGGUUUGGAUCAUGUAUUCUCAUUCAAUGGUUAUGUUCAUAUCUUCUCCCAUUACCCCAAAUCCUCAUGUCGAAUGUUUAUAUCUGCUUUGCAUAUCUUCCCGAUCGAUUUUUCGCACUUUACAGUGCUAUAUUUCUUCUUGUUUUGCCCGUUUUUCUUCAUUUAUUGGUUUAUGUUCUUGGAAAACUUAUGGUUAAACAUCAUGCAAACAAUCCGCAAAUCCGUCCGGUUGAUCAUGUCAAUGAAAUCGAGAUUGACCAUUCAUCAUUGAUGUCGUAUGUUUUCAUCAUGGGUUUACUAUUUGAUAUGAUUGGUUAUGCACCAAGGUGUUUACUUGGUGUUGUUGACUAUAAAUUGAAGAAAAGCAUCGCGAUUUACGCAGGUUUAGAAAUCCUUCCAUCAAAAUUCUUUCGNACGGCGAGUGAACAAUUUUUCUUUAAAUUACUAUUGGGCAAAAGCGAAAAAUUCGAAGAUUUUGGAACACCACAAGCAUUCAGUGCUGUUUCAUUAUUAGUCGCUUGGAUCAUUGUUGGCUUAUGUAUCUUUCGUGGUGUGAAAUCUUCGGGAAAAGUCGCUUAUUUCACAGCCAUUUUUCCAUAUAUUGUCCUUCUGAUCUUAAUUAUUCAAAGUGCGACUUUAUCCGGAGCGGGAGCUGGCAUCAAAUACUACAUUAUUCCUAAAUGGGACCUCGUUGCUAAAUUUGAAACCUGGCAAGCCGCUGCUUCCCAAGUCUUUUUCUCUCUCGGUCUUAGUUUCGGCUCCUUAAUGGCAUAUUCAGCAUCGAAUAAAUUCAAAAAUAACUUCUUUCGACAAAUGUGUAUCGUUGUUUCAUGCGAUUGUUUGACUGGAAUUUUUGCUGGCUUUGCCGUUUUCGCUACGAUUGGAUUUUUAGCAACGGAAAUGAAAUCAACGGUUGAAAAAUAUGCCGAAUCAUCCGGUCCAGGUUUAGCAUUUAUUACAUAUCCAGAAGCCAUUUCACAUAUGCCAGCGAGUCCAUUCUUUGCCAUUCUUUUCUUUCUAAUGUUAUUGGCACUUGGACUCGGUUCUCAGUUUGCUUUGACCGAUGUUCCGAUCACGUCAUUAACCGAAUUAUUUCCCAAACUUCGGACGAAAAGAUACCUGGCGGUGAUUGUCACCUGUACUGUUUCGUACUUAGUCAGUUUACCAUUUACUUGUCGGGGUGGAAUUUAUCUUUUUGAAUUACUAAUGGAAUACGCAGCAAAUGUAUCCAUGGUUGUCGUAGGCUUUUUCGAAGUCUACACUGUCGCUUACAUUUACGGUUAUAAUCGUUUUAUGAAUGAUGUGAAAAUGAUGUUAGGCAAACGUGCAGCACAAUAUUAUCUAUUUGUUACAUGGUGCAUCAUAUCUCCUCUACUGAUGCUGAUAAUCAUUGUCACAAAAUUGAUCGGUGCUGAACCAAUGAUCAAUAAAGAAGGUGCAGGCUUUGAAAAAUAUCAAUAUCCUCAAUGGAGUACGAUUCUUGGUUGGUUUAUAUUCAUUGGAUGCGUUAUACCGAUUCCAUUAGUUUAUCUUGUGAGCUAUAUAAAAGAAUACCAAAGACUUGGCUUGCAACAAAUUGCGAAACCAAUUGGAAUUGAAAGCGAUAAUCAUCUUCAUGAAGGAAACAAUUAUUUGGAAAAACCGCGGUGUUUGGCAGCGAUUACUGAAAAUAAUUCUCCAAGAUUCGAUUGGGGACCAAAGAAACGAAUUAAUCAAUAUGGCCUAUACGCUCAUUUGGCUGAAACUCCUGCAGACUAUAUAAAUCCGAGUUUUCAUACUGAAACUCGAACGUCUGAACACGAUAUCGAUGAUUUAGACAGAAAAUUCUAA